This is a messenger RNA of Coregonus clupeaformis (lake whitefish), 2486 nucleotides long. RefSeq names its product olfactomedin-like protein 2A. The coding region runs from base 1 to 2238 and encodes 745 amino acids. The record is from RefSeq and is a predicted model, not a curated record. Gene Ontology annotation, biological process: signal transduction. Lineage: Eukaryota; Metazoa; Chordata; Actinopteri; Salmoniformes; Salmonidae. The transcript has 9 exons.
AUGCAGCUAAGGACUAGUGUGCUGACAGCGCCUGAUCAACUUGGAAAACCGCUUCCUGCGCAUAUUACAGCAACAACAUACACGACGUGGGUCUAUGGCAAUGGAGCCCUAAUAUCUCGUGCGAAUGUCUUACCACAUGGAUUGAAUAAUACAGUAACCGAUCUUCUUGUCAUUCCGACAUCAAAGGUUGUUAUUGCAGGGAUUCUUUAUCUGUUAUCAGGCACCUGGGAGAAAAUGUGGAGAUUUACGCAUUUAUUAGCUUGCCUACUGGUGGUGUGUAAAGAUGUCACUGCGCAGAGUAAGAUCUUUGGGGAGACAGAGCCGGUGCGGAUGACGUCGGAGGGCUCAGACUGUCGCUGUAAGUGCAUCAUGAGGCCGCUGAGCAAGGAUGCAUGCCAGCGUCUGCGGAGUGGCAGCGUGCGCGUGGAGGACUUCUACACGGUGGAGACCGUCAGCUCUGGAUCGGACUGCAAGUGUUCCUGCACGGCCCCCCCCUCCUCCCUCAACCCCUGUGAGAAUGAGUGGAAGAUGGAGAAGCUGAAGAAACAGGCCCCUGAACUGCUCAAGCUGCAUUCCAUGGUGGACCUACUGGAGGGGACGCUGUACAGUCUGGACCUCAUGAAGGUCCACUCCUACAUCAAUAAGGUGGUCUCCCAGAUGAACACACUAGAGGAGACAAUCAAGACCAACCUGACUCGGGACAAUGAGUUUGUAAGGGACAGCAUGAUCACUCUGACCAACCAGUUUAAGAGGUAUGAGAACUACUCCAACAUCAUGAUGAGCAUCAAGAAGCAGAUCUCCAGUUUGGGCCUGCAGCUACUGCAGAAAGACCAAACAGAGACCAAAGCUCAGGACACCAAUAAUGAGAAAACCAAGGACGCCAUAAAAAACCCUAACAAAAAGCCCCCUGCAUCCAAGCCCCCUCCCAAGCUGCCCAAGGAAAAGGUCGUAAAACCCAAGAAAGAGGGCACCAAGCCUGGGAAACCUGUCAAGCCUGACCCCACAGCCAAGGCCAAGGUGGCAGGGCACCAGCCGGGGGUAGUGAGGGGCAUCACCUACUACAAAGCAGCCAAGGUGGACGGGGACGAGCACGGCACAGUUGGUAAAGACAACGCUGCCAAGACUCACACCGUCCACCAUGUCAAAGAGACACACUCUGAGGACGGAGGUGCUGAAAUUGUCCUGGAAACCAUUGAGGGAACCACAGCUGAGCCGACAACUACCAAAGAAACUGCUGCCACUACCGCAACCACCACCACUACCAUGAGCACGACAACAACGGCAGCAACAACAACAGCCAGUACCACAAUGCCAUCCACUACCACCACCACCACCACCACCACCACCAGUGUAGCAAGAGUUGAAAGGCUAGACAGACCAGCCCCCACCAUCAUGCUGUUCCUAGACAACUCUGACAACAACAGCCGGCCAAUCUUACACAGAGCAGGGAAGAUCCUGGACUGUGAGGGGACCCUGGCCUCUAUCGAGCUCCCAGAGAAGCAGCACAGCUACGGGCGGAACGAAGGAGCCUGGAUGAAGGAUCCCCUGGCCAAGGACUCCAAGAUCUACGUCACCAACUAUUACUACGGCAACAACCUGGUGGAGUUCCGAAACCUGGACAACUUCAAACAAGGUCGCUGGAGCAACCUCUUCAAACUGCCUUACAACUGGAUCGGCACGGGUCAUGUGGUGUACAACGGAGCCUUCUACUACAACAGAGCUUUCACCAAGAACAUCAUCAAGUACGACCUGAGGAUACGUUACGUGGCCGCCUGGACCCUUCUGCAUGACGUGGUUUAUGAGGACACCACCCCCUGGAAGUGGAGAGGUCACUCGGACAUUGACUUUGCCGUGGACGAGAGUGGGUUGUGGGUGAUCUACCCUUCCAUGGACUAUGACUACUCCCAGCAGGAGGUGAUUGUAAUCAGUAAGCUGGACCCUGGGGACCUAUCCAUGAAGAAGGAGACCACCUGGAGGACGGGCCUGAAGAGGAACUCAUACGGGAACUGCUUCAUCAUCUGUGGGGUGCUGUACGCUGUGGACGUCUAUAACCAGAAGGAAGGGGAGGUGAACUAUGCCUACGACACCCACACCAGCUCAGAGGCUAUCCCUCGCCUGUCCUUCACCAACGAGUACGCCUACACCACCCAGAUAGACUACAACCCCAAGGAGAAAGUCCUGUACGCCUGGGACAAUGGACACCAGCUCACAUAUAACAUACACUUUGUUGACCAAUGAGCACAGGUGUUUUGUGCUCAGGUAAAGUAUCAUCAGCAUCAUGGCAGGGUCGCCAUCCCCAUAGCGAUAAGAGAGAUGCUCAGUAAUGGACAGUCCAGCAGCACCCAUAUUGGAUUCAGCAGCCAACAUUCCUCUUUCAAUGCAUGCUAACCAAGACACUUGACAGCAUACCAGAGUGGUCCUCUGUAGCUCAAUCGGUAGAGAAUGGCGCUUGUAACGCCAGGGUAGUGGGUUCGAUCCCCAGGACC